This is a messenger RNA of Anolis sagrei ordinatus, 3352 nucleotides long. Lineage: Eukaryota; Metazoa; Chordata; Lepidosauria; Squamata; Anolidae. The record is from RefSeq and is a predicted model, not a curated record.
AUUAUAAAAACAUGUGGAAAGUUUAUUAAACUGCAAAAACUUAGUUUCACUGGGACACCCUGCUAUAACACAUUUUGCACUAGUUUUUCAAUUAAUAUUUCAUUGAGUCUCAAUCAAUUCAGCAUAGUUAGUGGCAGCCACAAAAACAAAGUUUCUGGAGUAGAACAACUACUUUCAAAGGUCUCGGAGCGGCUUACAACCAUGAAAAAAAACAUUGGCUUGUCGUGAAUUUUCCGGGCUGUGUGGCCAUGUUCCAGAAGCAUUCUCUCCUGAUGUUUCGCCCACAUCUAUGGCAGGCAACCUCAGAAGUUGUGUGGCAGAACGGUGGCAUUACAGUCCUAAUCCAACCCAUCCCUUCUUUCCAUUCAAAGUGAAAAGGCAGCUGUGAAGUUUGCUCAGGAGUCUUUGAAGAGGUGGCUGUGUAUUUCACCCAGGAAAAUUGGAAUCCCCUGGACCAUAGCCAAAGGGCUUUCCAUAAGGAGUCGUGAUGGAAAACUGUGAUAAUAUGACCUCUCUGGGUGAUGGCAAAGACAAUGGGAAUUCUGUGAUGUCAUCAAAUGCAGGGAAGCAUGGAGUGAAAAAACAGACCUUACAGACUGAAAUGGGACCAAAGAGGUAUAAAGGAAACAAAGCACAGAAGAGGGGCAAAUCCCCUGACUCGAAAUGUAUGGAUGCCUGUGAACUUGGGGUUCCGAUUAAUGACAAAAAGAGGAGGAUUAGAAAGUGUCCGGUGUGUGGGAAAAUAUACAAAUAUCAAACGGCGUUAAGUAAACAUGAAAAAAUCCACACAGAGGAGACACUAUAUCAGUGCCUGGAGUGUGGAAAGAGCUUCAGUAACCGUGGAAUUUUUAGAGUCCAUCAAAGAACCCACACAGGGGAGAGACCUUAUAAAUGCACCGAAUGUGGGAAGAGCUUCAAUGAGAGCGGGAAUCUUACUGUACAUCAGAGGAUCCAUACAGGGGAGAAACCAUACGAGUGCAUGGAAUGUGGAAAGGGCUUCUCUUCGAAAGGGUAUCUUAUUGCACAUCAAAGACUGCAUACAGGGGAGAAACCAUACCAAUGCCCGGAUUGUGGGAAAAGCUUCAGGAUAAGUGGAAACCUUAUUGUGCAUCAAAGAACACACACAGGGGAGAAACCAUAUCAGUGCUAUGGAUGUGGAAAGAGCUUCAUCAACAGCGGGAACCUGACUAAACAUAUCAGAUUUCACACUGGCGAAAAGCCGUAUCAAUGCAUGCAGUGUGGAAAGAACUUCAGUGGAAGAGGGAACCUGACUUCGCAUCAAAGAAUCCACAAUGGGGAGAAGCCAUACAAAUGUCUGGAAUGUGGGAAGAGCUACAUGGACAGCCAAAGCCUUACUAUCCAUCAGAGAAUCCAUACAGGAGAGAAACCAUAUAGGUGUAUGACGUGCGGAAAGCGCUUUAUUAGUAGCGGACACCUUAAUGUACAUAAAAGAACCCAUACAGGGAAGAAACCGUAUAAGUGUAUCGAAUGUGGGAAAGGCUUCAGCAUGAGUGGAAACCUGAAAAUACACAAAAGAAUCCACAGCGGGCUGAGACCAUAUACAUGUGCGGAGUGCGGGAAAACUUUCAACCAGAGCGCACAUCUACAAUCACACGAAAGAAUCCACACCGGGGAGAAACCCUAUAAAUGUACAUGGUGCGAAAUGAGCUUCAGCGAUAACGCGUGCCGCGUUAGACAUGAAAGAGGUCACACCGGGGAGAAACCGUAUCAGUGUACGCAGUGCGGAAAGUCCUUUGGCAGGACGGGAGUGCUGGCUUUACAUUUGAAAACGCACACGGAUGAAAAACCAUACAAGUGCAUGGAGUGCGGGAAAGACUUCAGAGACAAAGGAAGCCUUGGAGUCCAUCAAAGAACCCACACAGGGGAGAAGCCCUACAAGUGCAUGGAGUGUGGAAAGAGCUUUAGUCGGAGCGAACACCUCAUUGUUCAUGUGAGAAUUCAUACCGGGGAGAAACCAUAUAAAUGCACAGAGUGUGGAAAGAGCUUCACCAUCAGUGGAAACCUUAAGAAGCAUCAAAAAAUGCACAUAAAGGGAAUGUCCACUAAAUGUCUGGAGUGUGGGAAAUGUUUCGGUACAAAUAAGAGUCUUGCUUUACAUCGAAGAAUGCACGCAGGCAGAAAUCGAGUAAAUUCAGAGACUGUGGGAAAUCCUUCCAUAGUCUCUGAAGGGAUCCUCUCACCUCUGCAGGAGUCUACCGGACACCAUGCAGCUGUGGACAAGUCUACAUAGGGACCACCAAAUGCAUUGCCUAGACACGAAUCAAAGAACAUGAAAGGUACUGCAGACUACUUCAACCAGAAAAAUCAGUCAUAACAGAGCACCUGAUGAACCAACCUGGACACAGCAUAUUAUUUGAGAACAUAGAAAUGUUGAACCACUCUAACAACUACCAUGUCAAGCCACACAGAGAAGCCACUGAAAUCCACAUGCAUGUGGACAAUUUCAACACAAAGGAACAAACCAUGAAAAUGAACAAAAUCUGGCUACUAGUAUUUAAAAAACUCUUAAAAUUAUGACAGUAAAUAAAGAACAAAACUCAAAUACAGGGGAACUCCAGACAAGAAACAAUCAGGAACAGCUAAUCACCUCUCAACAAAGAAUUCCCCCAGGCAGUAACAGGGUACACCUAAAAACUGUCAGGCCAUCAAAUGCUAAUCAAGGUGGCCAAUUGAAACAUUCAUACCAAUCUCCAACAGACAAGAGUUCUUUCUCCCACCCUGGACUUUCCACAAAUAUAUAAAUGCAAUUUUCCUACGUGCCAACAGACCUCACAACCUCUGAGGAUGCCUGCCGUGGAUGCAGGCGAAAUAUCAGGGGAGAAUGCUUCUAGAACAUGGCCAUAUAGCCCAAAAAACCUACAACAACCCAGUGAUUCCGGCCGUGAAAGCCUUCGAGAAUACAUUCUUCCAUGUAAAAUAGGCUUCAUAUUGAAAGAAGCUAUACUGCGGAGAAGCCCAAUAAAUUCAUAGGCAGUUGAAAGAGUUAUUAAGAUGCUGAAAAAUCCCACAUCAAAUUGGAGAACCCACGUAAGGAAAAAAGGUUAUGAAAUCUACAUGGCAGGGGGCUGGACUAGAUGGCCCUGCCCUUCCAACUCUUAUGAUUCUAUGAAAUCUGGGAAUGUUUCAUUGGGAAUCCAAGCUUUCCUUCAUUUCACUUUCAGGAUAAACCAUAGUAAGGUAUCCACUAUUAAUGUAGCUCCUGUUAAUAACAAGAGUUCAUGUAAGCCAUAUGAGGAGUGGCUUAAAGAGCUGGGCAUGUUUAGCCUGCAAAAGAGAAGACUGAGAGGAGACAUGAUAGCCAUGUAUAAAUAUGAGAGAAGUCUUAGGGAGG